Messenger RNA from Dendroctonus ponderosae (mountain pine beetle), 767 nucleotides. RefSeq names its product glycoprotein 3-alpha-L-fucosyltransferase A-like. The record is from RefSeq and is a predicted model, not a curated record. Bases 268 to 705 code for a protein of 145 amino acids. The transcript is spliced from 3 exons. NCBI's taxonomy places the organism in Eukaryota, Metazoa, Arthropoda, Insecta, Coleoptera, Curculionidae.
GCUCUCAGUCCAGUUGUGUUAAGGCAGGCGAUACCAGCACGAAUUGCCCGACUAGAAGAGAAUACAGGGCGCGAUAGGAACCGGAAAAUCCAUAACUUUCCCCGCAAACAUCGCCGGUAGAAGGAGCCGGAGUUUUCCGGCCGGCAAGCGCAGGCCCCAUUUCCCAUUAUGGAUUUUCCGGGCCGAGAUGCGGCCCUCCGAUGGACGCCAGUCGUGAUAAUGCCCGCACCAGUCGCCCCUUUUCUCCGGUAAUGAAGCAUCUUUAAGAUGCCGCCCCGGUUGACGCCACGCAAGUUCUUCCUCGCCUUCCUGAUCAUCAUCAGUGUGACGUUGCUGGUGGGCAGCCGGUUGAACUUCUCGUAUUUCUCCAGAAGUCCGCAGAGCGCCGCCCUGGAACAUGAGCAGGAGACGCAAACUCCCAAAGUGCAGGAGCGUAGGGAAGAGAUAAAGGAGGUGCUGGAACGGGAGCGGGAGGAUGAGGGGGAGGAGAAAGGGGAACCACCUGAGAAGCCCUUCUUUCUGAGAGGAGGCACACGGUACCCCUCCAAGAGCAAAGGACCAGUCCGUCUCUUUCCUGAGCAAGCUGAUGGCGACCGAGUGGUGGAUCAGCUCAUGUAUGUUCCUGAGGACUACGAAGGUGAGCACUUUUUCUAUUUUGAAAGAGAAGUCCGUUCCAGCUGUAUGGAAUUGCAACUUCUCUUUUAAAAAUUCGUAACUUCCGAUUCAGAGCAUGUGGCCAGCUGAAACUCGCCCACCCUAUAGAAGAC